CUGCGAUGGCAGUUUCCGAUUCGGAACACUCUUCUAAUGGUUCUGACGUUGACGAAAGAAUUCCUAAAUAUCAAGCUCAAGUAAUAAUUACUACUGAACCGUUUACAUUGCACGAAAGUGAAUCUUUGUCAGAAAAUAGUGAUUCGGAUCAACAGAAUGAGCAUGCAAAGGACGAAAAAGAUAUGUAUCAACCAACUUCUAGUGAAGAGGAAGAUGAAGGAUUUUCUGACUCAUCAGAAGAAUAUUCGCCUAAGAGAAGAUUACCACAGCGUCAUGUGACAUCUAAAAAAAUUAAUUACAGCGAUGAAAAAUAUUAUAAAAAAGUACACAAAAUUUUCGAUGAUUUUUAUGAGGUAUUAUCAUCAUCGGAAGAAGAAUCCACAUCAAGAAAACAAAAAAAACUAAACGAUGAUGAUCCUUUACGACCAAAAAGGCGGCCCAGGCGAAAAUCUGCAAAGAAAUCGGUUGAUUAUGACGAAAAGGGUUAUUAUAAGAAGUUUGAGACUGCUCUUAAUGCCAGGAUUCAUUGA
Messenger RNA from Racocetra fulgida, 530 nucleotides. Lineage: Eukaryota; Fungi; Glomeromycota; Glomeromycetes; Diversisporales; Gigasporaceae. The record is from the annotation of a GenBank genome assembly.